CCAUAAACCGGUGUGUCUAACAUGUGGCUCGUUAUACACGUGGCAGAAACCCACAUGAUUUAGUCCACCAAGAAAUGUCGUCCACGUGGCAAACUGCUAACGGCCUGUUAAAAAUGCCUUUUAACAAGUUUCUGUGACUGCUAAUUAAGACGGCUGUUUAACCAAGGCAUGGUAAUUGCAAUUUCUUUUUUUUUUUGGUUUACCUCUCCGCCUUCUAGUCAUCCUCCCAAAAACAUCAAUCAAAAACUCGGGAUUUUGGGAAAGGAGGCGGGACAGGACCAUACAGCUUUGGUAGGUCCCAUGUUUUUAAGAGUUUGGAAGAGGCUGUUUCGUCCGUUAGAGUCUGAUUUUGCUAUAAAAUGGGCUUCAAUCCCUUCUGUCUCUCUCACAUAAAUUCUCCUCUCUUGGCUCUCUAUAAUUCUCUGUCUAUCUUUCUUCCUUGGUUCGACAAAUCUCUUGUCGACUUUGGUUAUUUUUCAUUUUCAGUCGUUCAAUUUGGUUUCUCUUCCUUAGUCUUUGGGCUUCAACGGGACAAAAGAAACAGAGUACUCUGUAAACUCCUCUGUUUGAACUGUCUUCCUCUUACCUUGACAUUAACAUCCAAACACUUCUUGAGUUUGAGGUGUUCUUUUAACUACCUUAAUUUCCAGUAAUGGUGAGUUUCUCUGAAGAAAGACCAAAGAAUAUGGCUGCUGGUCAAAAUGUAAUCUCUGAUGCAAAAUCUGUCCUCAACAUGUCAAUCACAAUGACCGUAUCAGCUCAAAAGCCGCCAGCACCUCCUGGUUGUAUCUCCGUUUCAAGAAAGAAGUUGCUUCAAAACCUUGAAAUCAAUGCUGGAGCAAGAGUUAAUGCAUGGGUUGAUUCCAUGAAAGCUUCUUCUCCAACUCAUAUAAAAUCCCUACCUUCCCCUUCUGAUGACGAUGUUUCUUGGAAUCUCCACCAUCCAUCUGCCCUGGAGAUGUUUGAGCAGAUAAUAGAUGAGUCGAAAGGGAAACAAAUAGUAAUGUUCCUUGAUUACGAUGGCACUCUUUCACCAAUUGUUGAGGAUCCAGAUCGAGCUUUCAUGUCGAAGAAGAUGAGAAAGACUGUGAGAAAGCUAGCCAAGUGUUUCCCUACUGCUAUAGUGAGUGGCAGAUGCAGAGACAAGGUUUAUAAAUUUGUCAAAUUAGCUGAGCUGUACUAUGCCGGAAGUCAUGGCAUGGACAUUAAAGGGCCAGAGAAACGUUCCAAAUCUAAAAAAGACAGUGAAUCCGUUCUCUUCCAACCAGCUAGUGAAUUUCUUCCAAUGAUUGAUGAGGUGUACAAACAAUUGGCUGAGACUACCAAAUCAACUCCAGGAGCUAAGGUGGAGAACAACAAGUUUUGUCUCUCUGUACACUUUCGUUGUGUUGAUGAAAAGGUAAAAGCCAAUAGCCAAUGGCAAUUACAGUUAUUAUUUGCCAUACAACUUCAGAAGCAUCUGAUUUUUUGCUUUAAAAUACAGAAAUGGAGUGAGCUGGCACAGCAAGUUAGGUCAGUUUUAAAGAAGUACCCCAAGCUUCGGCUAACUCAAGGCAGAAAGGUUUUAGAAAUCCGUCCUACAAUUAAAUGGGACAAAGGGAAAGCCCUUGAAUUUUUGUUAGAAUCUCUUGGAUUCGCUAACUGUGCGAAUGUUUUUCCCGUCUACAUUGGAGAUGACCGCACAGAUGAAGAUGCAUUUAAGAUAUUGAGAGACAGAGGACAAGGUUUUGGAAUUCUUGUGUCCAAGUUUCCCAAGGACACCAGUGCAUCAUAUUCUUUACAAGAGCCAGAUGAGGUUAUGGAUUUUUUGCGGCGUCUGGUUGAAUGGAAACAAUUACCAGUACGAGCUCAAUCCAGAAUGUAAAGACGAGAAAUAUGGCAAAAUUAUUUCUCCACCCUAACAGAAAGAAUUGUAAAAGGGUGGGAUUAGAUUAUGUAGUAAAUUCUUGUUCAAGAUAAGGAAAGAUGAACAACAAGAACAAAUCAUAAUACAGAAUUCUGUCUUUUUGGCUUGAAAGCCUUGUACGUCUUUAUCUUGUAACUAGCUGGCUACGAGGGUAAGGACUUGUAACAUGUCUAUUAUGCAUAGAAAUUUUACUCUCUGUGUCUCUCUUUUUCCUCUCAUUAACAAUUAUUUCGUUUUUACUAUAAAUAAUAUGAUGAAUCCAAAUUUUUCUGGUGGUAGGAAAUUAUAUUAAGCAGAUUCAUACCCUGUGACUGAGGAGUUCUCUUCCUCUUAAAAGAUUUGCCAUAUUGAAAAUUUGAUUUUGAUGUGAUGCAAUCAAUGUAUAAGUUGUGUCUGUUCCACGAUAUUAUUAAGUUAUUCAAACUUAUAAAUGCAUUUAAAAUGUCUGAUACACCACUUACAAUUUUUGUAACUAAAUUUCAGGUAGUCUGCAUAUGCCACUGCCACCCAGCCAUUUCUGUGAAUACAUUAAAUAUAUAUAAAUAUAUAUAUAUAUAUAUAUAUUGAUUUUUUUUAAGAACUUUAAUUUGCCUUCGUCACUUCAUUACUAGAGAGACAGUUUGGUACUUAACUGAGUGGACUCUCUGAGGGGUUACUGUUACUAGGGUGCUGCAAACGAAGCUAGCACAUUCCACAACUAAGCCAAAACCAGGGUGCACUCCACUAUCUGAGGGUGCAGAAGAUAUUGUCUCUUAGUUCUUUUUGAAGGUAACAGAUUAAGAGAGUAGCCUCUGAAUUGUUGCAUUAUUUAUUGUAUCUAUAUAAUUGAUGUGAAUCUUUUUGACCUUUAGAUUGCCACCUUUUAGAUUCACAGCCUCCUUUAACUCAACUCCACGGGUAACAUACAUCCACCAGGGUAGGGGGCGGUGGUCUCUCAAAAUCUCGUUAGGAAGAAUCUCUUGCAUCAGCAUUUUCAAAAGGAAAAGGUAGGUAGGACAUUCCAGGGUCUGUUUUGGAGUGAAAUACAAAAUAGAUUUGGAUAUGGUCUCCAGGACACUUUCAUCACUUCCCCAAUUACUCUCCUAUAUAAUAUAUCAGAGCUUCACGAUAUUAUUAUUCAUCUGAUAAAUGACGAUGGAGAUCAAAUUAAUGGUCCAUAGUUGAGAGUGGGAAAAAAAAGGAUGCCUUCAAUGGUAAAAUUUUAUCUUGGUUUCUGUCAUUUGUAGGGAACCGAGAAAAGGGAAUCAUCUUUUAACAGCACAGAAGAUAGCUUUUAUAUUCCUCCAUUAUUGAUCUUAUACAAUAUUAAUAAACAUUAUAUUUUGCAAUCGACAACCGUUUUGGAAAGUAAAAAUUCUCGAUAAUUGGCAUUUGUUCAGUCUACAUUUCUUUUUCUUAUAUUAUUUAUUUAUCAAACAGAAAGCCUAUGAAUCUGCUUGCAAUCCAGUAUCAACAAUAAAGGAUUCUAGCAACUAGCAAAGGGGACCAAUUGACUUUUUACUCUUUGUAGCUUAAGGAUGGAUCGGUGAUAUUGGAGAUAAGAUGAUCACAGCCAUUUAAGAUUUGGGGCAGGGAAGAUUUGGCAGUGGGCAGGCCCCAUUUUUAGGAUCAAAUUUUCCUUUUUUUUACUUAAAACUGUAUCUCUGCUGAGUCAAAAGGAUAAGUUCAUCAGGUAGAUAUUGGAAAAAGGUUUCUCUUCUUGUACAGCAUGUGCCUACUUCGCCUUACCAAAACACAGUUUUUCUUCUUUUCUUUAAAUUAAACAAGUAAUAAUCAGAUACUUUAUGUGAUUCUAUAUAGAUUCUCUUUUGAUUCCUUUCCUUGCAGCAUGGAUUUAGAG
Messenger RNA from Durio zibethinus, 3746 nucleotides. The record is from RefSeq and is a predicted model, not a curated record. Lineage: Eukaryota; Viridiplantae; Streptophyta; Magnoliopsida; Malvales; Malvaceae.